Molecule: messenger RNA, 809 nt
Organism: Etheostoma cragini (Arkansas darter)
Lineage: Eukaryota; Metazoa; Chordata; Actinopteri; Perciformes; Percidae
Product: CD209 antigen-like protein E
Exons: 6
Coding region: 1-738 (245 amino acids)
Source: RefSeq, a predicted model, not a curated record
AUGGAUGAAAUCUAUAUUAAUGUUGAAUAUGAUAAGCCUGUUAAACCGAGACCCUCGACAAAUCAGACAGGUCCCAGGAGCUCCGGGAGGGGAUUUCAUGGAGCUGUUCUGUGUCUGGGGCUGCUGAGUGUUUUCCUGCUGGCUGGGAUCAUCGGCCUCAGUGUCCACUACCAUGAGACAUUACGUGGAUCAGCUGCAGAGCUCUCCACUAUCAAGACCAACCUGACUGAGUGUCUCCAGGCCAGUGAGAACAAGUCUUCUUCCCUCACUGAAGAGAGAGAGCGGCUGAACUCCAGGCUCACUGAAAUGGCUGAAGACUUGGACAGGCUUCAAAAGAAGAAAACGUGUCCAGCUGAAUGGAGGAUGUUCGGUUCUUCCUGUUAUCUCCUCUCUGCUGAGUCUGGUUCCUGGGAGAAAGGCAGACAAGACUGCAGAGACCGAGGAGCAGAUCUGGUGGUGAUAGAAAGCUCUGAAGAGCAGAUGUUUCUCUCUGAGUUCAUACAAAAAAAUACUUGGUGUUGGAUUGGUUUGACUGACAGAGAUGAGGAGGGGACCUGGAAAUGGGUAGAUGGAACUCCACUGACUCUGAAGAACUGGAGGAGAGCGCAGCCUGAUAAUGGCGGUGGACAUUCACAGUUUGCCGAAGAGGACUGUGCACAUGUUGGACCUACCACCACUGAGUGGAAUGACCUGUCAUGUGAAUCUCAAAUGUACUGGAUGUGUGAGAAAAAAGCUUAACAAAGAUGUAUGUUUGGGAUCAUACAUUUGAUAAUGAUUUUACAGUGUAGUGUGUGUGUGUGUGUGUGUGU